CAAGAUGAUGCAUAUUCUGAAGUGAGUAGAGUGAUUUGUGAAAAUAAGUACUGCCAAAUGAACCUUAGCUCAUUUUUUAGAUUUGUAUCAUUGUAUUCAACACUAUGGAGUAUCAACCUUGUAUUGGCAGAUAAAUCAUUUCAAUGCGUUGUCAACACGGAUAACAAGUGCAUUUUCCAGUUCAUCAAUGUAAAUGCAGCCGAAAACAGCGCACUUUCUCUCAAACUGCCAAAAGCAUCCAACACUUCAGCAGUCAAGUUUAUCAACUCAACCAUCGAUAUCGUCACACCUACCCUUUUUAAUUCUAUGAAUGGAGUUCGCGCAUUGGAUUUGUCUGGCGUGCAGUUGAAAAAGUUCCAUCACGAUGCACUUCAAAGCUUCGAAUCUCUGGAAAUAGUUGACUUUUCCAAUAAUUUGCUUACUGAGUUACCACCGGGAGUGUUUGCUGAUGUAAAUCAAUUACGCGACUUGGAUAUCUCUCACAACAAUUUGCUAUAUUUGGAGCGAAAUAUUUUCGAAAACUGUCCAGAGCUCAGGCGCUUAGAACUGUACGGAAACGCAAUCGCUGAGAUUAAUCGGGAGCAUUUUUGGAUUCCUCGAGAGUUGGACUAUUUGAGCAUAGGGGAUAACCAGAUCGAACGUUUGCAAAGUGGUACUUUUAGGCUGCUGAGGAAUCUCACUGCAUUAGGAUUGAGAGAAAACUUUCUGCGAGAGCUAGGGCACGAUGUAUUUCAAGGUUUAGUAUCUGUAGAACAGUUGGAUGUAUCCGACAACUUGAUUGGGCGUGUUAGUCCUGGCACGUUUCAAGGACUUAGUAAUCUGAAGGUUUUAAUGUUAUCUGGCAACUUCAUAAAUACACUUCCCAUUGGAUUAUUUAAUAAUUUAAAACAGUUGAGUGAACUGCAUUUGCAAGGUAACGAGAUAAAACAUAUCAAUGAAAAUAUGUUUCACGGGAUGGUGAACCUUCGAAUAGUAAACUUAAAUGGGAACUGCUUGCUAGAUAUUCCACCAAAUUUGUUAAUAAGCCAAGAUACUUCAAUUGAUCUAGACGUGAGUCAGAAUAAAUUGGUCUCAAUACCACCGAGAAUCCUAACCAAAAUGGGUGGUGAUGUAAAAUUGCAGAACAAUCUAAUAGACGUUGUGAGAUCUAAUACAUUCAGAAAGGCGACGAAUAUUUCCACAAUUAUGUUGUAUGGAAAUAAAAUAACUGAGUUAGAAGAUGAUUCAUUUGAUGGGCUGCUCAACCUUUCGGAGCUCUACCUUGAUUACAACCAGCUCAAUGAAAUUCCGAUCACAUUAUUCAAAGCAAAUCCUAAGUUAGUUCAUAUUACAUUGUCCCACAAUUAUUUGAGCACUUUACGAAGCAAUUCUUUUGCUGGGCUGUUUCAACUAAAUUCGGUGGAAUUAUCUUUCAACAAGAUUGAAUACAUCGAAGAAGGUGCGUUUUAUGGAUCAGCAAUUACAUUUUUAAAUCUUGAAAACAACUUUAUGCAAGAAAUCACACAAGAUACUUUCAAAGGGCUUAAACUAGUUUAUCUGAAUUUAGCGGGUAACAACAUAAGACAAAUCAAUGAAAUUUCAUUCCAAAACCAAGAACUUAUUGAGGGUCUAAACAUGAAAGAUAACAUUAUUAUCGACAUUCAUGAAAAUAGUUUUAACAAUUUACUACGAUUGCGAGAACUAGAUUUGACGAACAACUCGUUGUACGAAAUCUCUUCGAAAGCAUUUGACAAGUUAGUGUCAUUGGAAUCGUUGAAACUAUCACAGAAUCGUUUGACAACAUUAGAUGUUGCGAGUCUUGCACGAAUGUCUGUUCUAAGUCAUCUUGAAAUAGAUCAGAAUCAGAUUGAUAAAUUUGGUGAUAAUACUCAAAUCCCUUCGUUGCUGCAGGUUCAAUAUUUGCAAAUUAGUUCUCAAAAUUUAUCUCACUUAAAUCGUACUGCCCUUAAAACACUAGAAAUAAAUAAUUUAAAAGUUGAAACUGUAGAUUCUGGUCUCCUUGAAGGCAUGCUUAACUUGGAGGAGCUGUCUCUUUCUGAAACAAAUAUUUCGCAAUUUUCAGAUCAUUUUCUUUUCAGUUUAAAGUCUUUGAUAAAACUUUCAAUAACAAACAACAAGGUGCAAAAAUUUCCUUUGAUGUUCUUCGAUGAGUGUACCAAACUACAAUCAUUAGAUUUGUCUCACAACAGGCUUUUAGUUGUUGAUCCAAGAUGGCUUCGACAUAUUACAGAACUUACGUUUAUAGCUUUAACAGGAAACCGAAUCUCACAUAUUCUACCAGACACAUUCAAUCAACUUCCUGCACUAGAAAUACUAUCUCUUGGGUCUAAUAGCAUUCGUCAUAUUCCAGAGGAUAUGAAAAUUUUGUCGUUGAAGCAUUUGAAUGUCUCUUGGAAUCAAUUGGAUUGGAUUGAAAGCAGUAUUUUCCCAAAUCUACCGAAUCUUCAAGAACUGGACAUCAUGGGAAAUUUUCUCACUGAUUGUUUUAUAACCGACCACUUACGUCUAUUGAUUGCCUCUAAUAACCGAAUAUCUCGCGUAGUUUUCGAUGCUUCUGGAAUGUUUCCUCUAAAAACUCUAUACUUGAACAAUAACAAAUUACGCAAUGUUGAUGCCUUAUUCAGUCUUUCCAAACUAGAAUCACUUGAUCUUUCAAGUAAUCAACUGCAAAACUUCGACCUGCACCAGCUAUAUAAAUGGAAACAUCUUACUUCACUGAACAUAUCGUCAAUUGGAAACAUUAGGAUGCCUGUGGAAGAAAUGAAACCCACAAGCUUAGUCGGGAUUGAUUUAAGUAAUAAUCAUAUCAAUGAUUUGUCAGUCGACUUCCUCCAAGCAAUUCCACGGGUAAAUGAAUUACACACUGUAGGCAAUCGCAUAGGCAGAGCAACGUUGCAAAACAUAAAAAAGUAUCUGCAUCAUCUAAUUCACCUGGAAAUGGAUGAACCGAUGGACAAUGAUGAAAGGGAAGGUGAAUAUGUAACAACUGAGGAAUAUAAAUGAGAGUAAGAAGACUGAAGAUCAUAACUAAAUCCUGAUUAGUACUCUUAUAAUUUCUACAUAAUUGAUCCUUAAAAAUCUGUAUAGAAUCAUUUAUUUCAAGAAAUAUGUUAGAUUUGGCUUAACAUUAUUUUACCACAUAAGAUUUUGUGUUUCUACAAUUAGAUAAAACAUCAGAUUAAUUUUUAGUCCAGCAUUAUUUCAAUAGGUUUCGUAUCGAAAAUUAGCAAACAAAUAAAUGAUUAAAUAAAAG
This is a messenger RNA of Aedes aegypti (yellow fever mosquito), 3253 nucleotides long. Its product is annotated as protein artichoke. The transcript has a single exon. Gene Ontology annotation, molecular function: protein binding. Bases 58 to 3003 code for a protein of 981 amino acids. The record is from RefSeq and is a predicted model, not a curated record. Lineage: Eukaryota; Metazoa; Arthropoda; Insecta; Diptera; Culicidae.